CUCAAAUUUUGGUCGCAAUAAACAAAAUGGACAAAUACGGUGUGGACCCAAGCCGCACAAUCGACGGCCUUGCUGCGCAUGGCGUUGUUGUCGAGCGUCUCGGCGGCGAAGUGCAGGCAGUUGAGAUCUCAGCCCUAAAGCGCACCAAUCUAGUCGCCCUGCUGGAGGCCAUUGUCGCUCAAUCCGAGAUCAUGCAGAUCUGUGCGGAUCCGUCCGGGCCCGCGGAGGCUCUUGUGCUCGAGUGCCACACCGAGCACGGCUUG
This is a messenger RNA of Dibothriocephalus latus, 263 nucleotides long. NCBI's taxonomy places the organism in Eukaryota, Metazoa, Platyhelminthes, Cestoda, Diphyllobothriidea, Diphyllobothriidae. The record is from the annotation of a GenBank genome assembly.